Molecule: messenger RNA, 693 nt
Organism: Pseudomassariella vexata
Lineage: Eukaryota; Fungi; Ascomycota; Sordariomycetes; Amphisphaeriales; Pseudomassariaceae
Exons: 1
Source: RefSeq, a predicted model, not a curated record
CUGCGUAAUGAUCACGAAAUUUACCUCUCUAACGACUUCCUACCCAAUAAUCGGGAUCACCAACGAGUCCGUACGCCGCUCCCUGGCCCCGAGCCUCACAUACCUCCUCCGUAUUCCCAGACAGCCGAGCCAAGUCAGCCUUCGCCAGAUGCCCAAUUCGCCAACGCCCUACAGCUAGUCCGCGAGGUAGUCGGGACAGAGCGAAGACUUACUCUCGAGUUUGCCCAAUCCUACGAGCGAGUUCGCCAAUGGCGUGAGAGAUGGGGCUACUCUCCGCUUAGAUCCGAUGAGUACCGAUCCCCUCCGCCCUAUUCACUGCUACGUUGCUCUCCGGCUCCAGUCAUAUCGAUCUCCUCGAGUCCAGCCUCGUUUUCGCCUGACUCCGACGCGAUUCCAAACCCUCCGAUCACAGACGAACCAGAGCCGACGUUAGACGCUCUAUUUAAGCGAGUGAAUACAUUUGCUAAAGCUAAUGGCUUUGGGAUUGCGCGAUGUAGUACCUACUCUUAUAAGGGCCGGAAGAUUAGAUGUUCAAUUCGAUGCGACCGGUUCGGAGAUCCGGAGCCUACCAAAGGUACCGGGGCGAAGCAGCGCAAGUCUCGCAAGUGUGGAUGCCAGUGGAUGCUGAUGGCCGAAGCAAUCGAGGAGGGGAAGUGGCUCCUUCGGCAUUACCCAAACCACCAGCAUAGCUAG